UCAGACUCCAACGAGCCAAGGAGUUCGCAUUAAUUAUAGAUGCAGAGUCCAUCUCACUUAAGGGUGAUCACCGAUGAUUCUUCUGGAGAGGAGGACGGGACGGUCGGCCAGAAAGCUCUUUCGGCAACGUCUACCAAGACCCCACUUCUCAGCAUGGUCUCACCAGCAAUCGCCUUGGCCUUCAUCCCAUUUCUCAUGACCGUGAUAAUCCGUUAUCGCCAUUACUUCCUCCUCUUCUACCGGGCUGUGCUGCUGCGUAAGAUCAGGGACUACAUGACCGGCAUCCCGCGGGAGGAGAGAGCUUUCCAGUACGUCAUUACGCACGCCAUUCCCGGAGACCCCCAGCACCUUCUCAACACCUUUGACCACUACAGUUACCACUGUGAGCACCUGGCGAACGUCGGACCUCACAAAGGGAAAAUUCUGGACCGUCUGAUUUAUGAAAACGCCCCACUUAAUGUACUGGAGUUAGGCACAUACUGUGGAUACGCCACCAUAAUCAUCGCCCAGGCUUUGCCCCUAGGCGCGCGGCUCUAUACCGUCGACGCCAAUCCCAGGAAGGCGGCUGUGGCUGAAAAGGUCAUCCGAUUGGCCGGCUUUGAUGACGACACGGUGGAGCUGCUGGUUGGUCUCGCAGAGGAGAUUAUACCCCAGCUGAAAGACAAACAUGGGGUGCAGAAGCUGGACUUUAUCUUCAUGGACCACGGAAAACGCUGUUACCUCAGAGACCUUCAGCUUUUAGAGGAAGUGGGACUUCUUCAGGAAGGGACCAUCAUCCUGGCGGACAACGUGCUGUUCCCGGGAGCCCCCCACUUCCUGCAGUAUGUGAAGACCUCCGGAAAAUACCAAUGCAAAAUACACCGAGGCAAUCUGGAGUAUUUCCGCUACAUCCGGGACGGGAUGGCAGAGCUGACUUACACCAAACUGACAUGAGACCCCGAAAUAAAGACUUUUCA
Molecule: messenger RNA, 956 nt
Organism: Spea bombifrons (plains spadefoot toad)
Lineage: Eukaryota; Metazoa; Chordata; Amphibia; Anura; Pelobatidae
Product: transmembrane O-methyltransferase homolog
Exons: 4
Coding region: 40-933 (297 amino acids)
Biological process (GO): catecholamine catabolic process; dopamine metabolic process; developmental process
Molecular function (GO): catechol O-methyltransferase activity
Source: RefSeq, a predicted model, not a curated record